Molecule: messenger RNA, 5302 nt
Organism: Pogona vitticeps (central bearded dragon)
Lineage: Eukaryota; Metazoa; Chordata; Lepidosauria; Squamata; Agamidae
Source: RefSeq, a predicted model, not a curated record
CCAAGACGCCGGCCGCUCCUGAGGAAAACGCCCGCUCGAUGUCCGCGGCCAAGGAGAUGCCCUCGUUGCUUGGCGAACGAGUGUAAACAAAAGAGGGGGCUCGAGCGGUCUCUGCGGGCGCUGAUAUUUGGGUUGCGGCCCCGCUAGGCCACGGUCGGCGGCCCUUUGGGGGGGCAGCCCCUUCCCCGGCCAGGUCGGUGCCUUCUUGCGGCUCGCUUUCUUCGCCAGGAGGGUCGGUCGAGCCCGAAUGCUAACGCAAAUAGCAUUAUCUUGUAUUUCUUAAAGUGCAAAAGACUGACCAUAUAUAUUAAGGAGGAAUUGAAUCCCACACAAGGUGCAAUGGAAGAAAUUCCUGUUAAAGUAGCAGUAAGAAUUAGACCUCUGCUUUCAAAAGAAAUACUUCACAACCAUCAAGUAUGUGUGAGAUUAGUCCCUAACACUCAGCAAAUUAUCAUUGGAAAAGACCGUGUAUUUACUUUUGAUUUUGUUUUUGGCAAACAUUCAACCCAAGAAGAAGUAUAUACUGCAUGUAUUAAGCCAUUGGUGACAUCUCUGAUCGAAGGUUAUAAUGCUACAGUUUUUGCCUAUGGACAGACAGGUUCUGGGAAGACUUACACUAUUGGAGGAGGCCAUGUUGCAUCAAUUGCUGAGGAAGAAAGAGGUAUCAUUCCACGUGCAAUCCAGGAAAUUUUUCAGAUUAUUUUUGAAAACCAUAAUAUUGACUUUACUGUGAAAGUUUCUUAUGUAGAGGUCUACAAAGAAGAACUUAGAGAUCUACUGGAACUGGAGACCUCUAUGAAAGAUCUACAUAUUAGAGAAGAUGAAAAGGGCAAUACAGUAAUUGUUGGUGCCAAAGAUUGCCAAGUUGAAAGUGUAGAUGAAGUGAUGAGUUUGCUGGAAACUGGGAAUGCUGCUCGGCAUACAGGUACUACACAAAUGAAUGAACAUUCCAGCCGAUCUCAUGCUGUUUUUACAAUCAGUAUUUUUCAACAACAGCAACCAGUGCAGCCUCAAAAGGACACAGACUUUGCACAAGAUUCAUCUCGAGGCUCAGGCCAGCUGAUUGCUUCCAAGUUCCACUUUGUGGACCUUGCUGGAUCAGAAAGAGUAACAAAAACUGGGAACACAGGUGAAAGGUUCAAAGAAUCCAUUCAGAUAAACAGUGGAUUACUGGCUUUGGGAAAUGUGGUAAGUGCUCUUGGAGACUCAAGGAGAAAAGGUGCGCACAUUCCAUACAGAGAUGCUAAAAUUACCCGAAUUCUUAAGGACUCUUUAGGUGGCAAUGCCAAGACUGUCAUGAUAACUUGUAUUAGUCCAUCAUCUUCUGAUUUUGAUGAAUCACUAAAUUCUCUCAAAUAUGCUAAUAGAGCCAAAAAUAUUAGAAACAAACCUAUUGUUAACUACAAUCCAGAUUGGGAUCGUAUUGAUGAAAUGGAAUGUGCAAUUAAGUUACUUCGUGAAGCUUUGCAAAACCAACAAGUUAGUGGACAGAUCCCCGGUAGCCAGAGAUCACAGGAUUUGACUCAGGAGAGGAACAGAAUCCAUUCUCUUGAAGAGCAACUUGCUCAACUUCAAAUAGAAAGUUUCAGUUACCGAAAUUGCAUAGAAGAAGCCUAUGCAUUCCUAGCUGACUUAGGAAAUGUUGUCAGCCUGUCAAAAAGUCAACAUGAAAAACUGCGGGAUUGGAUCUGUGUGGCUCAGGAGCUCAGGCGGGAGGUCCCAGCCAUUCCCCAAACAAACAGAGGAAAUGGAGGUGACCGAGAAGAGCCGCAUCAUAUAACAAUUCUUCAGCUGAAGAGAGAGUUGAAAAAAUAUCAGCAGGCUCUUGCUACAGAUGCAGAACUAUUCAGUGAGAAAGAACUUGAGAUAAAGGUAUUGCAAGAUCAAAUACAGAAGCUGAUAAAGGAGAACAGAGAAUAUAUGGAAUCACUGAAAGAGGCACAGGAUACAAACAGACUACAGAAUGAGAAAAUGGUGGAGCAACAGCUUAUAAUUGACCAGCUAAAUGACAGUCUAGAGAAGAUGGAAAAAGCUUCUAUCUCCAGUGGUGCUUGUGGAGAUGGACCAGCUACUGUAAUAUCUAUGAAGAGGCCUUACAGUGUUCCACUAACUAAACGCUUGAUACAGUCCAUUAAUACUCCUAUGGGUUUGGAUUCUCGAAAGGUACACACAAGCCCUCCCACAUACUCCUUAAACAGAGUAAUGGCUGGAUUUCAGACCCGCAGCCAGAUAAUACUGGAUCACAUAGAAGAACAAGAUGAAGUUCUUCAUUGCUGCUUUUCUGAUCACAGCGAUGAAGAUGAAAAAAAUCUCAAGAGCACAAAGAGACAGCCAUUUAGACGUUCCUUAAACCGUACAUGGACACAAAAACAGGCUCCUCAGAGUUCUACACAAGAAGACAUGCAGCACCAUUCAAAAGACAGAAAUAUGUCACAGAUAGAAACUGUUACAGGGUCUGAUAUUGAAUGCAUCCAGAAAAGUCAGAUAUUAAACUUGCAGAAGUUAAAGAAUUCAGAGCUAAAACUUAUUGCUGCUAAGCAAAAAAUGAAUGAACUCACUCUUAAUAUCAGAAUGAAGGAAGAACUUAUUAAAGAAUUGGUGAAAACAGGUAAUGAUGCCCAAUCUGUAAGCAAGCAAUAUUCUGUGAAAAUAACGCAGCUGGAACAUGAAGCAGAGCAAGCUAAAAUGGAUUUAGCUGAAACACAAAAGCAGUUACAGGAGCUAGAGAACAAAGGGCAAAGAGACAUUGCUGAAAAAGCCAGGUUACAAAGAGAAUUUAGGAAGAAGAUGGAUGCAGCAAAGCUAAAAGUGCAGGUCUUACAGAAGAAACAACAGGAGACCAAGAAAUUGGCAUCGUUGUCCACCCAGACUGAAAAGCGUGUAUCAGAAGUAAAGCAAAAUGUCAGUCAUAUGAAAAAUCAACAAGCCCAGUUACAGAAAAGACUGGGAGAAGAAAGUGAAAAAAAGAAAAGCUUGGAGGCUGAAAUUCAGCGUGGUCAACUACAGAUCAAGGAGCUACAACAGAAGAUGGAACAGCAGGAGAAGAUUUUAAAAUUAAAAGAUGAAGAAAUUGCUGCAAUUAAGAAGAAAAAUUCAUUUGAAACCCCACAGCAGCUACAGAAAUUAGAAGAGAAAAAGAAAUGGCUAGAUGAAGAGCUAGAAAAGGUUUUGCAUCAACGCCAAGAACUAGCUCAUCUGGAGGAAGAUUUAAAAAGAAGAGAAGCUAUCAUUUCCAAGAAGGAAGCACUAGUGCAGGAGAAGAGCCAUCUGGAAAUUAAAAAACUGAGAUCCAGCCAGGCUCUCAGUAAAGACAUUUUGAACCUAUCUAACCGUCUAUGCAUACUGGAUCAGGAGUUACAUGACAAAAACAUGCAGCUUCAAGGCAGCACCAAUGACGAACAAGGAAAGAUUUAUGAAGAAGUCCAGGCUUUGCAGAAGGAAAGGGAUCAGCUAUUGAAAAGAAGGAACAGUAUGGAUGAAAAACUGAAGAAUGGCAGAGUGUUGUCACCUGAUGAAGAACAUGUUCUAUUCCAGCUUGAAGAAGGGAUUGAAACUUUGGAAGUUGCCAUUGCUUACAAGAAUGAAAGUAUCGAAAAUCACCAAAACUCACUUAGAGCGUCAUCUCAAGUCCUUUCACAGAGUGAAGCCAACUUGAUGGGAAAGUUGGUUUCCUUGUCUGCUGCUGAGCUACGAGCAAUUCUUUUAAAAUAUUUUAAGAAGGUUGUCAGCCUCCGUGAAACUGAACGUAAAUUGCAACUUCGUGCUGAAGAGCUGGGAAUGAGAGUAACAGAACAAGAAAACAUAAUAAGAGAACUUGAAUUGGCACUUGAACAUCUCAUGUUACAAUGUGACAGGCGUUUGACCCUUCAACAAAAGGAACAUGAGCAAAAUAUGCAGUUAAUAUUACUUCACUGCAAAGAACAAAAUGGUGAAAGUAUUUCAGAAGCGUUUAAAACGAAAGAAGUAAAAAUCGAACAACUGGAGCGAGAGUUAUUCUUCUAUAAGAAAAGCAGCCGAGAAUUAAAGAAGAAAUUAAAGGAACUGGUGGGAGAAUCAGCGCGCCAUAUCCAGUCACACAGUAAAUCUAUGAGUUCUACUGAUGGGAUACUGCACCGAGAAGAAGCAAGUGCCUUGUCAGAAGAACUUGAAAGGACACCAGAAUCAAUAGAGAUUGAAAAAGAAACAAAUCUAUCAGUAAAUGUUUUUGGAGGACAGAAAACGUGGCACAAGUUUGAAGACGAAGCUGUAGAACUAGUAUCUAAUACAACAAAUAAUAAGGAAGAACAAGCUGGGAAAAUACGACAAUCUGCAAAAUCCCACCCACAAGUAUUAUGUCAUUCUCAGGCAAGAGAUCCAGCUAUGAGCCAACUUCAAGGAGCAACACCAAUAAAACUUUCUCGCAAAGAAUUACGCCAUAUCCCUGCUUCUGAGCUUUCAUCAAGGCGCUCUGGCCUUGCAGGUUCUAUAAAUGCUAUUCCUGCAGAUGCAAUUGAAAUGUCUAAAAAGACUUAACUGUAGUACAUAAUCAGCUCAGUCCAAUCUUCCGUAUUUGCAAGUGUAUUUCAGGCAGCUAAGAUCAUAUCAGUUACUUCUAGUUUCUAUCCUUCACAUUGCAGAUGGUUUGAUUGUGCUUGUAUAUUGCUUUAUUAGCACAGUAUGAUGUAAUGGGUAGAACUAAAAGAAUUCUUUUGCUCUUGAACUAGAAAAAAGUUGUAUUUUUGUUGCAUUUGUUUCUUUUUUUUAGAAUUAGCACAGAAUUUUGUUCCCAUCUUCUAAACUACAUAUUAAUAUUACCUCUUAUUCUGCAAAAAAUAUUUGGAUGCAUCUACAAUCCCCCUUUGUCUGUUUGAGCAGUCUAGAUUAUACCUGAAAUGUUAAUCUGAAGAAACAUAAUGUAUAAAAACAGUCAUAGAGCCAAAAGUACUUCCUAUAAUUCUGCCAUUGAGCAUUUUAGAAGUGCUGCUGAUUUCUUAAUUUGUGUACACUUUCAUUUUGACUGAACAGUUGGGAUAGUCUGGAAUACCUGUAUGCAUAAAGAAAUGUUUGUAUAUGGUGCUGCAUAGUGAUAAGACCUUCAUAGAGAUACCACUCGCCCUUAUCUUAAUCCAUUAUAAUUUAUGCAUAUUUAGGAUGAAGUGUUUGUAACAAAGCACUUCUAGACAUUGGUCCAGACCAGGAGCUUCAAGUAUAAAUGUUUUUCAAAAGCAAAACACAGUAAAGAAAAUAAGAUUAUUGUCUUCUGUGAUGUUUAACAACAAAAAUCUCUUUGAUAAAAUUCAUAUUUAAAACAAGUCAAAAUCAA